Molecule: messenger RNA, 3948 nt
Organism: Parus major (Great Tit)
Lineage: Eukaryota; Metazoa; Chordata; Aves; Passeriformes; Paridae
Gene: TNS4
Product: tensin 4
Exons: 13
Coding region: 251-2431 (726 amino acids)
Molecular function (GO): protein binding
Source: RefSeq, a predicted model, not a curated record
UCCCGUUAAAUCCAAGCUCCCAGGGAAGCCGGUCCUUGCACAGACUCACCCUUGUGGUUUAUGAGCUCCAGGUGCUGGAGGUGCUGCAGCAGAGCCGCGGAGUGGGGACGAGUCUCUGCAGCCCAGAUUCUUAUUCUGCUGGAGACUGGAGUGAAGACGGGGUCUGAGGUCCCUGGUGGAGGAAGGAGGCGAGGAGGAGGAGAAGGAGGUUUCCCUUGGCCUCUAAGCUGCGAAACCGGAAAACCAAACCAUGUCACAGGUGAUAGAAUCCCACGUGUUGCGUGUUGGACAGACCGUGUGUAUUUCCUCACCGGAGGAAAGCGAGAGCCUGCGCCCGGUGGGGUACCCGGGCUGCUCCGCGCUGCCGGCCAAGUACGUCUACUACUCCACAGAGACCUGGACUGAUCCCCGCUCCAUGGUGCGCCCCAAGGCUCCCCUGCUCCCCAGCACCAGAGCGUACGGAGCCCAGCCCGUGUCGGAGCACGUGGCUGCUCACACGCAGGGGAAGAACCAGCAGAAUUCCUCCUUGGAGAGAACCCCUGCCCCGUGCCAGCCGAGCGGGGAGGAGAACACCGGCACAGACCACGAGGCUCAGCCCAUGUCUCCCUCCCUGGACAUAACCAUAGAGACCCUCAACCAGAUGAUCCUAGAAAUCGAUCCGACCUUCCAGCCGCUGCCGUGCAGGCCGGUGCAGGACGCAGCCCAGCCUGCUCAGGGCGGCUCUGCGGCCACCGAGAAGCCGGAGCCGGAGGCAGUAGACAUCAAGUACAUAGAGCUGACACCGGGCAGAGCCACGGGGCCCGACCAGCCACGGGGCACCCCCAGCCCUUCGGGCACCCCCUUCUCCAGAUCCCCCCAGGCCAACAGCUUCCUGCCCCAAAAAGGGGCGCUCGGAGGCAAAUACAGCACCAGUGACAGCGUGGUUUUCUCCAGCCCAGCCGGACCCUCCAGCCCGCAGUCGGCCGCCCUGAGCUGCAGCACCAGCACGCCCUGGCAGUGCCUGGCAGGACACACGGACACAGUCUCCUACAGCCCCGGGGCCCUCAGCACCUCCCCAGGUGUUGACAAUCUGCUGAAGCCCUUGCAGGUGUUGAGGGCCCGGCAGAGGGGCAGUUGGGUGUCCCAGCUCUCCACGAGCCCUGGCUCUGACACCAGCUACAUCCUGGGCAGCAGCACCCACUCGCUCCACAAGGAGGACUCGGAUGCUUCGGCCGCUGCCUCCCCGUCCCCCGUCAGCUCCCUGGGAAGCCCCUGCUCUCCUUCCUCUGCCAUCGUGUCUCACUCCAGGGAGGCUUUUGGCCAGAGCCCCGCACAGCCCCGGGCAGGCAGCUCCCCCAGCACCGGCACCUCCCUGGGCCAGAAGGGCCAGGCCAGCAGCUGCCCCCCCUCCAUCCUCACCUCUGCUGCCGACAUCCCGGUGCUGCUGGUGAACGGGUGCCUGGAACAAGGGGAUGGACCCCCUCGGCUGGCCAAAGCCCCCCCCAGCUGUGGCACACAGCCCCCCGUGCCCGGCUGCAGCCCAGCCUCGAGGCUCGGUGGCCUGAACAACGCGCUGUCAGCACCAGCACUCAGCUGCCUCUCGGACAGUCCCCUGAAGGCAGGGCAGCCCACCAUGAAGUUUGUGAUGGACACUUCAAAAUACUGGUUCAAGCCAAGCAUCAGCAGGGACCGAGCAAUCCAGCUGCUGAGGGACAAGGAGCCGGGCACGUUCCUCGUGCGGGACAGCACCUCAUUCCGGGGCUCCUUUGGACUGGCCAUGAAGGUUCCUGCCUCUCCCUCCGACAGCCAGACAGGCAAGGAGAGCAGUGACCUCGUCCGGCACUUCCUCAUCGAGUCCUCCACCAAAGGGGUUCACCUGAAAGGUGCCAGCGAGGAGCUGUACUUUGGGAGCCUCUCUGCCUUUGUCUACCAGCACUCCAUCACCCCGCUGGCGCUGCCCUGCAAGCUCAGCAUCCCCACCCGAGAUCUCGCUGAUGGAGAGGACAGCCCCGACUGCGCCCCCGAAUCUGCGCCGUCCCUGGCCAGGAAAACUGCAGUGUGCAACGUCCUGUACCUCAAUUCUGUGAACGUGGAGACGCUGACAGGAGCCCCAGCCAUCCUGAAAGCCAUCUCCUGCACCUUGGAGCUGGAGACACUGCCCACACCCACCCUGGUGCACUUCAGGGUGGCGGAGCAGGGCGUCACGCUGACCGAUGUGCAGAGGAAGGUGUUUUUCAGGCGACACUACCCCUUGGCUACCAUCAGGUUCUGUGGGAUGGACCCUGAGAACAGAAAGUGGCAGAAGUACUGCAAAUCCUCCAGAAUCUUCGGGUUCGUGGCCAAAAACCAGGCAGACUCGGAGAACCUGUGUCACCUGUUUGCAGAGUACGACACCGUGCAGCCAGUGUCCCUUGUCAUCGACCUGCUCCGCCAGCUCCUGCCCAGCCUGUAGGGACAGAACCCUGGGACGCUCAGGGCCAGCAGCUGCCCACACUCUGCUGAGCUUCUCCUGCUCCCCUUCUGCUUCUGGGUUGCAUUUUGGCAACAGCAUGUAUUUAGACUUUUUUGUUACGCACCGUCACGUCAGGAGUCUCAGCUAAAGACUUUCAGCUCUGCUGGGAUGAGAUGCUCCUCCAGCCUCUCCGUGGGGCACUGGCUGCCCUGGGGAAGGGGCAAGAGCUGCCCAGGAGGGACGGGAGCUGUGCUCUCUCUGGAACCACUGUCCCCCAGCUGGACCACAGUGGGGUUUCUACCAGCCAUGAGGUUCUCUGUUCUUGGGGUGUCUGGGCUGAGGGAGGUCAAGGAGCUUGGCUGAGCUCCCAUCACUGGGGACCCAGCCCUGACGCCCCAGUGCUGCGGGAGGGAAAGUCUGGGGAAGGAAUCACCCCCCUGAGCAGCACAAAGAGGCAGCUUUGCAAAUCAAAGUGUAUAAAAUGACUAAGUCCUGCUGGAAACCUGCUCCCCUCAAGGAGCAUCCACAGGCAGGAAUGACAGAGCAGUGCAUUUUUCCUGAUGCUGGGAAAUUCUCCUGCCCUUUUACGCAGCGCAGGGUUGCGGGCGGGCUCGACCUCCCAGCAUUGCAGAGAGCUGGGAAAUAAAUGGUGACAUUUCCAUGACAGUGAAACAUUGGGUUUUUGGAAAUGACUUGCCUGAAUUUGGGCCGGAUUCUCAGAUGACGUAAAUUGGCAGGGCCUUGAGGAAGACGGUGCUGCCGUGAUCUGCAGCAGCUCAAGGGUCAGCUCAUGCUGCAGCUCAGAGCAGAACGUGGCUCUGAGGACACCACGCUCUUCUCUACCUUAGUUCUCAUUUGAUGCCUCUGUGUUGGUUUAAUUUUGGCCCCCAUGCUAACGAGGCCUCUCAGGGGUAUUUUCAGUAAAGCAGUAGAACAUUUAUCCUGCCACAGGCACCACAGGGAUGGCAGCAACAGAGACACUCGCUCUGCUCCAGAGCAGCUGAACAGAUGCACCCAUGGCAGAGCCCUUCUUCUGCAGCCAGGCUGUGGAGAGGCUCCAGCUGCGGCCACUCUUGGCAAUGACCAAAACAGAUAUUGGGGUCAUCAUGGGGGGCACAUGGGGCUCUGAGAGGACACAGGAGCAGCUUUGUCCCUCUGGUCCCUCUGCCCUGUGCUCUGCUCAGUGAUCCCAGCACUGCAGGGUGAGCUCAGGAGCUGGUGCCCAGGGGAUCCAGGAGCCUCUGCUGUCCCCAUCGUGCUGCAGGGACCAGGGGGCUGCAGCUCCCCAAGGUCACAGGCAGCUCAGGCUGUGGGACCUCAACCCUGAGACCCUGGGGCAGGCCCGGGACCCCCAGAGCUGGACUCUGUUGUGGUUAUUGUGUUGCUGGUCAAGAUCAGCAACUGGGGGUGGGGACGGGCAAAGGCUUUGGCUCCACACGGUGCUUUGGGGGGGUUGUGCUGCCUGCCCCAAUGCCAGCCAGCCCUGGUAGCCACCAGCACAGGGCCAGGACACAGGG